Messenger RNA from Oncorhynchus keta (chum salmon), 3239 nucleotides. Its product is annotated as glyoxylate reductase/hydroxypyruvate reductase-like. The record is from RefSeq and is a predicted model, not a curated record. NCBI's taxonomy places the organism in Eukaryota, Metazoa, Chordata, Actinopteri, Salmoniformes, Salmonidae. Gene Ontology annotation, cellular component: cytosol. The transcript has 9 exons. Bases 185 to 1213 code for a protein of 342 amino acids. Gene Ontology annotation, molecular function: NAD binding; hydroxypyruvate reductase [NAD(P)H] activity; hydroxypyruvate reductase (NADH) activity.
GCACAUGUGCAAUGUUGAUUUCCCUACACUGUAGGUGUGGUGCCACAUAGCGAACCUGUGCCUUUAGUGCACACGUUUAAAUGUCAUUGUGAACACUAAACAAUCAGCAAACUUAGCUAUAACUGUAGGGAGAUUCGGGACGUUAUUUCAAGCAGUUAUUCUGACGUUUCCCGUCCUUCGGAGGAUGUACACUGAACAGAAGAUCAUGAAGGUUUUCAUAACAAGACGCAUCCCACAGGAGGGAUUGAAGAUUUUGUCACAGGCUGGAGUAUGUAAGGUUUUAAUGUGGGACUCGGAUGAGCCUGUUUCAAGGGCGGAGCUUCUGAAGGGCGUGGCGGGGGCCCAUGGGCUGCUGUGUCUCCUGUCGGACAAGAUCGACACUGAAGUUCUGGACGCAGCAGGUCCAAACCUGAAGGUGAUAAGUACCUUAUCUGUUGGAUUUGACCACAUGGCCAUGGAUGAGAUCAAGAAACGUCAGCAACUCUUAUUGUGCCGUCCUCUCCAUGUUCUGUGCAGAGGGGUGCGUGUGGGCUAUACUCCAGGCGUCCCGACUGAUGCCACGGCGGAGCUGACCGUCGCCCUGCUCCUGGCUACAGCUCGGCGGCUACCAGAGGGAAUGGUGGAGGUUAUAAAUGGAGGCUGGAGCACCUGGAAACCUCUGUGGUUGUGUGGUUAUGGUCUGUCAGGCAGCACUGUUGGGGUUAUUGGACUGGGACGCAUAGGUAUGGCCAUAGCCAGGAGGCUGAAACCGUUUGGAGUGAAGAAGCUCCUGUACUCUGGAAGAACAGACAAAUCAUAUGCUGCUGAAGUGGAAGGAGAAUACGUGCCCUUGGACACGCUGGUGUCUGAGAGUGAUUUUGUUGUGGUGUCCUGCGCCCUCACACCAGAUACCCAGGGGCUGUGUAACAAGGAUUUCUUCUGCAAGAUGAAGAACACGGCUGUCUUCAUCAACACCAGCAGGGGUGCAGUAGUGAAUCAGGAGGAUCUGUAUCAGGCUCUGUCCAGUGGUCAGAUAGCUUGCGCUGGGCUGGAUGUCACAACCCCAGAACCACUCCCCACCGACCACCCCCUCCUCACCCUCAAAAACUGUGUGGUCUUACCCCACAUUGGCAGUGCCAUCUACUCCACACGUGGCAUCAUGGCAGAGCUGUCCGCCAACAACCUGCUGGCAGGCCUACAGGGCACAGACAUGCCCAGCGAACUCAAAUUCUAGUGCUGCUCUACGACUAUACAACUCUGCCUCUGUCCCCUCCUUAGAAUAAUUUUGGUCACCCAAUCAGUAAUCAUUACCAGGAAGGUUAGAGCCGUAAGUGACCAGGAAAUACAUCUGUGAUGGAGUAUUGCAGUUGUAUUAACAUGCUCUCCAAACAUGAAGGUCAACCUUUGCCUCUCGCUCUUAGAUCUUACAAUGUUUAAAGAAAUAACACAUUUGUGGUAUUUGACUUGAAUUUUAAAGGAGGAAGUGUAUAGUAUUGACGUUUUGAGAACAUGCCUUGGCACUCUCUGACAGCACUCCUAAGGGUCAGCUAUGGCUUCCUUUGAAAGACGUAGAUAAGCACCACAAUGAGUGCACACACUACUAAUUAAUUACAGUGGCAUUCUUGUUCUUAUGAAACACUUUAAUGUACAACAUACUUAACUAAAAUAGUAAAUUAGUAGUUGUGAUGGUAAUGUUCUGUUGUUCUCAUUCCAGUUGAGAUGUGUGUUUAACAUAUUGAGAUGGAUCUCAGUUGUCUAGUUGUGGAUAAGAUACAGUGCCUUGCGAAAGUAUUCAGCCCCCUUGAACUUUGCGACCUUUUGCCACGUUUCAGGCUUCAAACAUAAAGAUAUAAAACUGUAUUUUUUUUUGUGAAGAAUCAACAACAAGUGGGACACAAUCAUGAAGUGGAACGACAUUUAUUGGAUAUUUCAAACUUUUUUAACAAAUCAAAAACUGAAAAAUUGGGUGUGCAAAAUUAUUCAGCCCCUUUACUUUCAGUGCAGCAAACUCUCUCCAGAAGUUCAGUGAGGAUCUCUGAAUGAUCCAAUGUUGACCUAAAUGACUAAUGAUGAUAAAUACAAUCCACGUGUGUGUAAUCAAGUCUCCGUAUAAAUGCACCUGCACUGUGAUAGUCUCAGAGGUCCGUUAAAAGCGCAGAGAGCAUCAUGAAGAACAAGGACCACACCAGGCAGGUCCGAGAUACUGUUGUGAAGAAGUUUAAAGCCGGAUUUGGAUACAAAAAGAUUUCCCAAGCUUUAAACAUCCCAAGGAGCACUGUGCAAGCGAUAAUAUUGCAAUGGAAGGAGUAUCAGACCACUGCAAAUCUACCAAGACCUGGCCGUCCCUCUAAACUUUCAGCUCAUACAAGGAGAAGACUGAUCAGAGAUGCAGCCAAGAGGCCCAUGAUCACUCUGGAUGAACUGCAGAGAUCUACAGCUGAGGUGGGAGACUCUGUCCAUAGGACAACAAUCAGUCGUAUAUUUCACAAAUCUGGCCUUUAUGGAAGAGUGGCAAGAAGAAAGCCAUUUCUUAAAGAUAUCCAUAAAAAGUGUUGUUUAAAGUUUGCCACAAGCCACCUGGGAGACACACCAAACAUGUGGAAGAAGGUGCUCUGGUCAGAUGAAACCAAAAUUGAACUUUUUGGCAACGAUGCAAAACCUUAUGUUUGGCGUAAAAGCAACACAGCUCAUCACCCUGAAUACACCAUCCCCACUGUCAAACAUGGUGGUGGCAGCAUCAUGGUUUGGGCCUGCUUUUCUUCAGCAGGGACAGGGAAGAUGGUUAAAAUUGAUGGGAAGAUGGAUGGAGCCAAAUACAGGACCAUUCUGGAAGAAAACCUGAUGGAGUCUGCAAAAGACCUGAGACUGGGACGGAGAUUUGUCUUCCAACAAGACAAUCAUCCAAAACAUAAAGCAAAAUCUACAAUGGAAUGGUUAAAAAAUAAACAUAUCCAGGUGUUAGAAUGGCCAAGUCAAAGUCCAGACCUGAAUCCAAUCAAGAAUCUGUGGAAAGAACUGAAAACUGCUGUUCACAAAUGCUCUCCAUCCAACCUCACUGAGCUCGAGCUGUUUUGCAAGGAGGAAUGGGAAAAAAUACCAGCAACAGUGUGUGAAAACCUUGUGAAGACUUACAGAAAACGUUUGACCUUUGUCAUUGCCAACAAAGGGUAUAUAACAAAGUAUUAAGAUAAACUUUUGUUAUUGACCAAAUACUUAUUUUCCACGAUAAUCUGCAAAUAAAUUCAUUAAAAAUCCUACAA